AUGUCGGCCGACACACUCUCGCUUGCAGGGAAGACUGCUUUGGUGACAGGGUCUGGCAGAGAGACUGGCAUCGGUGCCGCUAUUGCCAGAGCCUUGGCCAGGAACGGCGCGUCGGUAGCGAUUCAUUACGUGUCGGAGGACUCCAAGGCGCGAGCUGAGAAGGUAGCGAGCGACAUCAGCAAAGAGUUUGGCACCAAAACCACCGUCGUACACGGAGGGGUGGAAAGCUACGACACUGCGAAGAACAUUGUUGAGCAGAUCCUGAAAGCAUUUGCUGUCGAUCACAUCGAUAUUCUCGUCAACAAUGCAGCAAUUGCACGCAACACACCUCUCAUGGAUGUGAAACAAGACCAGCUCGAACAUGAGUUCGCCGUCAACGUCUUUGGCAUGAUCUAUAUGACACAGGCUGUUGUUGGCGUGGGUCGAAUGCCGCAAGGAGGCCGCAUCAUCAACAUCGGGUCCAUCGCCUCCAAGGUUUUGGUCCCGCCCGCUGUCUAUAGUACGACAAAAGCUGCAAUGGAUGCCCUGACAACGCUAUGGGCUGGCGAGCUUGGCAAGAGCCACGGAAUCACCGUCAAUACACUCGCCCCGGGUCCAGUUCCAACAGACAUGUCCAAAGAGUAUCUGGUGAACCCUGAUGGGUCUCCCACCGCGCUUCAGCAAGCUAUGUAUGCGCAGACGCGAGCUGCGGAUCGCCUUGGCUCGGUGGAGGACCUGGCUGAUGCUACGCUACUGCUGGUGUCAGAGAAGAGCCGGUGGAUCACUGCACAAUUUAUCUCAGUAAGCGGCGGAAUUACAGGGGCGAUGUAA
Molecule: messenger RNA, 810 nt
Organism: Fonsecaea multimorphosa CBS 102226
Lineage: Eukaryota; Fungi; Ascomycota; Eurotiomycetes; Chaetothyriales; Herpotrichiellaceae
Exons: 3
Coding region: 1-810 (269 amino acids)
Molecular function (GO): oxidoreductase activity, acting on the CH-OH group of donors, NAD or NADP as acceptor
Source: RefSeq, a predicted model, not a curated record